CAGUAGACGCCGGUUCCGGGACAUCGCACAGCUCGGAGCAGACCGCUCUCGCUGCCGGGACAUCUCCCCUUUCAGGACACACAACUCCCGGGACAUCUCCCGGUUUUACUUCGUAGCCGACAUGGACAAUCCGACGCUGGCCCCCUGUGAGCAGUGGCGAGUGCAGGCCAGCAAGAACAGGCAGGUUUGCCGGAAGCUCUUUGGUCCAGUUGAUCGGCGACUGGUGCGGUCGGAGCUUGGGGCCGAGCUGCAGGGCGGCCUGGAGGCAGCGGCGAGGAGGUGGGCCUUCGACUUCAAAGCGGAGCGGCCGUUGCCGGGCGACCUCCAGUGGGAAGCCGUCUCAAGCCGGGACGUCCCGUCGUUCUACAGGCCCGUGUGUGGCAGCCAGCAGCGGAGGCGGCCCCUGAACCCACCGGGGCCAAGGGAGGGAGGUGAGGAGAGGACCCCGUCAGCCGAGCAGAAGCCGAGUCCGCCCCACAACCGCAAGAGGAAGCAGGCUCUCAUCACGGAUUUCUACGCUCUGAGGAGAAGGCUCGGGCCCUUGGCUCCUGAGUCCAAGUCCUAAAGCCAACAGCAGGUUGUGGCACUGAAGUGAAGGGUGGUCUACGGCCUUGCUUGCCCUUCAUGCCCCCGGACAACUCUUGGGCUUUGUAAUGAGACGGCCGCUCUGCAGGACGAUGACUCUUUGCUUUGUUAGUCAGUCCAUAACCAUAUAUCAGACUGAAUCCCUGACUGCUGAACUAACGCACCCCGGCCACUCCUUGCAAGAGUGGAGACCAGGAGCUGCGGAGGUCGACGCUCGGAGCAAGAUCCAACUAACAGCGGCAGCUCGCCGGGUCAGGCAAACCGGUCCAAGGUGACACCGGGGUGACUCGUCACCGUGUUGAUUUCAGGGAUUAGCUGCUGCACUUGGACCCCCACCCCAUCUGCUUUCCCUUCCCUGUCUGUGCAUAGAACACACAAGCUGCACUUAAAUAGUGUGUGAAAGGAGCGGUGGAGUGUAUGGUUGGAAAAUGUACGGGUGGGAGAGAGUGCGGAAGGAGUGAGUGUGAGUAAGGGAACGAGAGAAAGAGAUUGGGGAAAGAUGACAUGGAAAUGUGGUGUAAUGAUUGAGAAAAGUCUGUAAUUCAGGAUCAGAUGCCUGAAUGCUCUGCUGAACAGAGAGGUCCAGACAACUAAUGGGUUGUACCUGACCAAUUCAAUGACAUUUUUUGAAGAGGGUGACGUAAAUGUGGGCAGGGGAAUGUCCAUGGACGUUAUUUCUGUGUGCAAUCUGCAGGUAUUUGGUAAUGUCCCUCAUGAGAGGCUAGAAUUGACACUUCUGGGGGUAUGGGGUGUGGGAGGUGAGGUUGAAGUCAAAUUAUUGAGCUGCUUGAAAAGACUGGAAGGAGAUGGAGAACAGGGAGUUAAAGUGACAAGAUGUGAAUUAGUGUCCUGCAGGGAAUUCUGUUGGGAUUGUUCGUAAACUCUGGAAUAAACAGCCACAUGUCUAAAUUAGUCACUAACACAAAGGGACAGAUGCAAUCACUAAAUUACAGACAGAUAUUAACAGAUUGAGUGAAUAGACUCAAUGGAUAUCAAUACAGGCCAUUUUAGACCCGAUGCAGGGUUUCGAACUGAAAUGCUGACAAUUUCUUUCCCCCCACAGAUGCUGCUCGACCUGUCGAGUUCUUCCAGCAGGUUGUUUGUUGCUUUAGACCGACAAGGAUGGAACAAAGUUCUUUCCAAAUAGAAAAAAGUUAGAAAGAAGGGGAGUCAAAAACGACUUGGGGGAUCCAUUCAAGUGUCACGGGCAGGUGGGAAAACUAAUCGAAGAGUUGACCGGAGUGUUGUCCUUUGUAACUGGAGCACAAGGAUCUGGAAGUUGUCUUGAAGCUGUAAGAAGCCUGGUUAGAUCAAUCUGUAGUACUGUGAGUAAUUCUGCUAAGUCACGCUGAGAAGAAUAUACUGGAUUUGGAGGAAGGGCAACUAAGAUUUCCCGGGAUGACAUCCAGCCCUUGGGGGUUUAAUUAGGAGAGAAUUAAGAUUAAGGGAUGACUUGAUUACAGUUUCAAAAAAUAGGGCAGAUUGAGGCAAACUAUUUCCCCUUGUUGGAGAUUAAAACCACAAAGCUUGGUGUCAAAGCUUAGAGCUAGCCCUUUCAGGAGAAAACGGUUCUACACAGGAAGGCUGGCAAAAAAUUGGAACUCUUCUGCAACUGCUAGUUGACGCUUAGUCACUUGUGGUAACUUUAAAACCGAGACUGAUAAGAUUUUUUUGUCACUCUAAAUUGGGGAUAGGAGAGCAAAUGGACAUGCCCUGCAAACAACCAUGAUCUCAGGGGACGGCAGAGCAGGCUUGAAGGGCUGAGUGGCCCACUUCUGUUCCUUUGUUGCCAUGGGUAUAGGAGGGAUCAUGUGAGGGGACGGGAGAGGGAGUGCAUGUCGGGGGGUGGGGGGGAAGGAGUGACUGAGCUGGAGAGACUGAGUGUGAAGUCUGAUUGCUGCUUAAAGAUGCAGACCCUUUGUAACAGGUGUAAUUUAGCAGAGCAUUUUAUUCAUAUUUAUUCCAUAUUCUGUAGGUUUACAUAUUUAUUAGGUGAAUAUUUGAAAUAUAAAUAUUUUAAAUGGUUUAAAACCUGCACAAUUUAAAAUUAACUUCUCUGGGUAUUAAUGCUGCUUUGGAACUUGGAACCUUGGAGCAAGGUUGAUAAAUUCCGGUUGGAGGUUGGUCACAUGAACACACUGGAAACUACUGGCCUGUGGAGGCAGAGACUCUCACCACAUUUAAGAGGUAUCGAGAUGAGCACCUCAAUUGCCAAGGCGCGGAAGGCUAUGGAACAAUAGCUGGGUAACUGGGAUUGGUAUGGAUUGGUUCUCAACGGAGAACAUUGACAUGGUGGCUCUUUUCUGUGCUGCAUGGCUGUUUGACUCUGUGAAAACAGCCAACGUUACAGUACGUGUCUUAUUAA
Messenger RNA from Pristis pectinata (smalltooth sawfish), 2950 nucleotides. Its product is annotated as cyclin-dependent kinase inhibitor 1-like. Gene Ontology annotation, cellular component: nucleus. Gene Ontology annotation, molecular function: cyclin-dependent protein serine/threonine kinase inhibitor activity. The transcript is spliced from 3 exons. The coding region runs from base 122 to 565 and encodes 147 amino acids. The record is from RefSeq and is a predicted model, not a curated record. Gene Ontology annotation, biological process: regulation of mitotic cell cycle; signal transduction by p53 class mediator. Lineage: Eukaryota; Metazoa; Chordata; Chondrichthyes; Rhinopristiformes; Pristidae.